This is a messenger RNA of Capsella rubella, 919 nucleotides long. RefSeq names its product protein At-4/1. Lineage: Eukaryota; Viridiplantae; Streptophyta; Magnoliopsida; Brassicales; Brassicaceae. The record is from RefSeq and is a predicted model, not a curated record. The coding region runs from base 56 to 799 and encodes 247 amino acids. The transcript is spliced from 9 exons.
UUGUUUCAUUCAUCUCCCUCUCGCCUUUACGCAUUCGAAACUCGAAUCUAAAAUCAUGGCGGCAACAAGCGAUGAGCAGAUGAAUUUGCUUCUUUCAAGUUUCGAUCAGAUCUACGAGGAUUUUAAAAGCGGGUUGAAUGAGAUCAAUGUUUACAGAUCAAAGAGCAAUGUUGAAACCAGCAGAAGAGAUGUUCUUGAGAUUACUAAUAAAGCUCUUAAAGAAGAGAAUGAAAGGCUGAAGAAGCUUUAUACUGAAUCGCUUAACAAUUUUGCUGAUCAGCUUGAGCAUCGUACUAAAUGCCAUAGUUUGAAAGAAGAACUGAUGAGAGUGAAUGAUGAAAACAAAAGCAAACAACAUGAACACAGGAACGUUUUGGAAUCGCUUAGGCAGAAGCAUGUAACAAAGGUUGAAGAGCUAGAGAAUAAAAUCAGGAGUCUCAUGGUUGAAAAAGCAACAAACGAUAUGGUAAUUGAUAGGCUUCGCCAAGACUUGACAGCUAACAAAUCGCAUAUUCAAGCAAUGUCGAAGAAACUGGAUCGAGUAGUUUCUGAAGUGGAAUGCAAGUAUGAACUCGAGAUUCAGGAUCUAAAGGACUGCCUUCUAAUGGAACAAGAAGAGAAAAACGAUAUCAGUAACAAACUUCAGAGUCUGCAGAAGGAAUUGCUUAUUAGUAGAACGUCAAUAGCUGAAAAGCAGAGGGAUACAACUUCAAAUCGACAGGUCGAGACUUUGAAACAGAAGCUAAUGAAACUGAGGAAAGAGAAUGAGAUCCUUAAACGGAAACUAUCUUCUUCAUAGAACAGCCAGGAAACAGACACUUACCGUCGGAUUACUUCUUCAACGAGAAUCAAUUUUUAAGGAAAAUUAAAACAUGAUACCGGAACAAGCACACUUUCCGAUUUGUCUGUAAGAAAAGCA